AUGAUGCAAGGACAGGGAUUCACGGCGGGGUCGGACCGGUCGUUUCCUUUGGCGGAUCGUGACUAUCCAUUUCGAUCGGAACCGCCGUCUCCAGCGCUUUCAGAUCUGGACGACGGUGCUGUCACGCCUUCCGGACCAUCCUGCAGCUUCAUUCCCCUGCUAUCGGCAUCUCGGACUGACGAUGUUGAUGGACGCGAUCUCGUUGGCGCUUCCGUCUCGUGUGAACCGGGGACAGGGAACCGAGGCAAACUUCAAUUAUCGCGGUGCAGCUCGGAAUCCUUCCUGCUACAGGAGACAAGUCCGUUCACCACUCUUGCUCUUCCAGAUGCCAGCGAUGGCAGUUGGCUGGACCUAAGGCAUAAUCAUUCAUACGGUAGUUGCCGCGACGGCGAUGUUGGUUUCGGACUAUUUGGGGCGCAGCUGCAGGCGCCGGGCGUUCUUGAGCUGCUGGCCACUGAGGCGAGUUCUUCGUCAGCUCCUUUGUCGCCGUGGGAUUGGAGCGCCGGCUCAGGCGAGGUUGGAGCGACGAUAGAGGGACAACAUGCGCAAGGUUGCUCAUGGCGCAAACUCUCUGAAGACGUCCCGGGUGGGAAAGACGCGACAGCGUUAACAGAGCAAGAAAUCCAGGCGAAGGAGGGUGAGAUUAGCCCCAUCGUUGCGCACGCGGGAAGGCAAGGUGCCGCGGACGUGACGAAAGGCCCCCGGCUGGAGGGUGAUGGAGAAUGCAUUGCACCAAGCAGUCUCAUUCGUCACAUGGGCGCCCAUGUCUCUGACAGUGAGCUACAACCAUGCAGGGAGUUGCUGGGGACUGCACCAGGUGAACCAUCUAAAAGCGGGGCAUGCACCUCGGUGGUUGCAGAAAGAAUGGGAUCUUCGACGACAGCGAGUACCCAGUCUUCCUCUUUGAGAUCAAGUCCGCAUGACUGGAGCCCCAUGACACAAGUCCAGUGUCCCACAUUCACGCAGGCGGGUGCCGCGUACACGCAGUUAACGACUCCAUGGGCAUUCGGACAGGUACGCAAGGCAGCUCAGGAGAAUAUGCGGGAGAACAGUCUGCAUCACCGCGAGCAAGGGGUACGCCACAGAGCAGAGUGCUGCCGCGACUAUGCCUGGCAGACAAAUGAUUCAGGGGGAGCUACCCCCGUGGUCAGCCUGCAGCGCCCAGGAGCAGGAUUCCACCAAGGUUCCAGACACGAAAUAGGUGGACUCGCGGCAGAGCACGUGAAUAGGGCCGGUGGUAUGGGACAUACACCUUCGCCGAGAAACCUUCAAGUCACUCGCUGUGUGAUUGGAUAUGAGCACGGAAACACUUCAACCGACUGCGGAAGAGAUCGCACACCACGUGGUGCUUCUCACGAUAAAGAAUCUUACGAAGCCAGUCUCGGCUUUGGGACAAUGAAGUCAGCGAUGGCAGAAAUGUGUAUCAGCCCGUCGUCUCUGACGCGGUCCACAACGGCAUCGUCUAUGACCGCGUUGCCACCCGAUAAAGCUGAUCCCUCGUGGGUAGUUUCUUCUCCAUCAUGGUCUGAAACUGAUUCCGAUUAUGUACGAGGCAGUACGGGAGCAAGCUGUGAGGCUCCCAGUGAUGGUACGUUUCGUGGCUCAUACGUGGUAAGGGUUAACGAGAGAGUCAACCAAUCCUUGCCAGGGACGGUGAGUGUCUGCAUUGGACGUCCGGCGGCUAAUACGGUCUGCCCAGUCGGUGUGUGUGGCGCCGCCCAUACCCGUCAAGUCGUCCGCGAGGGUGUGGGGAUUUGGAGUAGGAACCAAGGAGUACUGGGGAAGGCCGACGGACGGUGGGAUCGUAUUGCACACUUCGGUGCUCCCAGACAGCUUUCGGUGGAGCGUGGCGUCACAGGAGUGGAGCACCAGAGGGAGGUUGUAGGCUGUCGACAGUAUCCAGAGAGGACAAUGUCACUCCCGUCGGCGUUCCAGUGCCCGAGCUUUGUUGGAUCCCGGCCGAUGGGCGCCAUGAGCGAAGUCGUCGACCCAUUCGCAGGUGUGCAGGUUCGUGGGCAGCCAGGGCCCCGUCCCAUGGACAUGGGUCGUCUUUCAAGAAAAGUCCAUUGUACGGUUCCGCCUUCUCGUUGCUUAGGAACAGGGGCAUUUGCGAGCCAUCCCGUGUACACGGGUUACGCAGGAGACACGAAUGCGCAUAUCCUGGUUCCAGAUACCGUGCCAGAUCAUGCCAGACACAUCACUUACAGCGGGAAGGGCGCAUGCGCAGGCCAUCGCCAGUACGAGGGGGUGGCUGAGGAGAGAAGAAUAACUGACCAGGCUUCGGGAGACCCCGCGUGGUUGAGCUGCUCCAGUGAGCUGCCAGCCGGUCACAACUCGGGAAGUGAAUACCAACACCUACCUGGCGCGUCGCCGUCAGCUGGAUGUCUGGUUGGUGACCUUACGUUUGCCGUGAAAUCAAGCCAUCACUACGGGGCUCCCACGGACGACUCAUCUGACCCAGAUCUACGACGCUUAUAUGAAUCCCAGGACCCCGGGGGCAGCUGCAGUGGAUGCAACGUCGAUAUGCCCGCGGGUACCAAACGAAGCAGAUAUGACUCUGAAGGGAUACUCUUUUCAGAAGCUGUCAUCAAGAAGGUUCGAUCGAGUGGUGAUAACGAAAAUGAGGGCAAAAGACCCCCCAUUUUCGAUACGGAGUCUGCUUGUCCGGAGGUGGAAACGGGGGCUUGGCAGACGCUAGCCCCGAAGCUCUCCAGUUGUUCCAGAGAAGAAUUAGAACGGUGUCAGGAAGACGGCGGCACGCAGUGCGACGAAGAUAGCAGCCUGCAGUGGCACGAAGGAUUCACACUUCCACUCGGCAAGGACGGACGUGGUGAACUGAUCAAGAGGAUGAGAAGUGUGCACAAAGCGGAUCGCGAGUUCUGUCGCUUCAGCCUUGAAGGCAUGGGCAUAGACUUCAAACGACUGGCCCACGCAACUGUUGAGGAAUUAUGGAAGAUAGCGUAUCGAUGGGGGCUCUUUGGUUACGCGGUCAAACUCUCGAAGAAAUAUGGAAAGACCGCAACCGGCCCCUCAAGGAAGAAAGCAGUGCAGGCCUUGUCAGCAGUUCCCAGCCUUCAGCCGGCCUCCUCGGAGUGCAAGCCCAGCAGGUAA
Molecule: messenger RNA, 3111 nt
Organism: Besnoitia besnoiti
Lineage: Eukaryota; Apicomplexa; Conoidasida; Eucoccidiorida; Sarcocystidae
Exons: 2
Coding region: 1-3111 (1036 amino acids)
Source: RefSeq, a predicted model, not a curated record